Molecule: messenger RNA, 449 nt
Organism: Paramecium octaurelia
Lineage: Eukaryota; Ciliophora; Oligohymenophorea; Peniculida; Parameciidae
Source: the annotation of a GenBank genome assembly
AUGACUAAAUAAAAUUAAUAAGAGUGUGCGAAAUAAUCUUAAAACGCAUAGGCGAGCCAUUGUAAAUAGAAAUGAAAUAUAUCAUAGAAUCUACCUAAAGAGAAACCCAAUAAAUAAUAUAAGUAAAUAUGAAAAAUGAAAUGAAAGCUUUAUGUCAAAAUGGAAAGGUUUAUAAUUUGGAUUAAUAAUUGGAUUUGAGAAUAAUAAAUAGAACAUUCUAAACUAAUGAGAAUUAAAAUAAAUAUUGAGCCCUCAGAAAUAUAUUUUAGUCUCUAAGGCACUUUAAUUAGGAAGUUGGAUUCCUGAAAUUUAUUUGCCAAAUCGCUGAAGGUUCAUUUAGCAUUGAAAAAAAAUAAGAUUAUUCUAGAUAUUGCCUGUCUUCAAAACGCCUAUUAUUGGCCAACAGAAAAAAACUCUUUCUUUAAAUGAAUGCAGAUCAAGUUUGAUUU